Molecule: messenger RNA, 1147 nt
Organism: Quercus lobata
Lineage: Eukaryota; Viridiplantae; Streptophyta; Magnoliopsida; Fagales; Fagaceae
Exons: 1
Coding region: 65-967 (300 amino acids)
Source: RefSeq, a predicted model, not a curated record
UGAUUCUCACGGUUCAUAAGCCCAUCUCUCUCUCACUCUCACUCUCACUCUCACUCUCUGGGUCAUGGAUAAUAUUAAGGAGCAACUUUCAAAUAAUAGCUUAUUGGGAAUUCUUAGGCUGUGCAUUUCAAUCCCUUUUCUUUCAACGAAGGCUUGUUUACUGAUAUUCUUUGUCUCAAUUUUAUGUCCACCACUUUUAUUUUGCGCCUAUGUUGCUUUUAAGUGUUUAUUUGGUACUCUUUAUCACCAAAUAUUGAACAAAGAGAUAGUACUAACUCUUCUCCUGCCGAUCAUCCACCAAAUAGUUUUCCUUGUGUUCACUCUUGUGCCCUCCACCAUUGCUAUGUUCCUCACCAUAGCUUCUGUCUACACUUCUGAACCAAUACCCUUCUUCAGCUUCUUCCGAGCCAUAUUCUACAUUUUUCUGCACUACUUUGACACCUUUUUCUUGGUCAUGGCUUUCGUGAGUCUCUACCGGGCAUUAUUAAUCAAUACUAUAUGUCUUUCCAUAUUGGCUUACCACACAAACAACCCUCUUCUCCUUUUGGUCGCUUGCAUCGUUUUGUUUCUGUUCAUAGCUCUUCAAUUCUUCACUGAACACUGGUUGCUUGCUUCUUUUGUAUCAAUGUUUGAAGGGAUUCAUGGGAUGGCAGCCCUUAAAAGGAGUAGAGAACUGAUCAAGGGGCGUACAGACAUUUUGGUAGUCUUGUUAUUUUUUUUGGUUUGCGAAUGGAUUCAGCUUCAUCAAGAAAUAUCUAUGUUGGGAGAAAAAUUGAAUUCUGGGAGUACUGAUUGGAGAGUAAAAUUGUCUGCUGUGCCAACAUUUGGUUUGUUAUUUCCAGUGAUUUUGUUUGGAAUUUCAGCUCAAACUGUCUUAUAUUUUUUCUGCAACCAAGAGAUUGACAAGGUUGCUUUGUCUAAACGACUUGCUUGGUACCUUCGAUCAACAUGCUCCAACUAUCAGUAAUGACGACAUUGAGACAUUAGUCACCUUUUAUUUUCUUGUAAAAUAUAUUUGCCCCUUAAUGGGUUUGUUUAAUGUUUAUCAAUUUUUCUUUUAUUGCAAAUUUGGCGCUAAUUUUGGACAAAUAAGGUGACAACAAUAUAAUAUUUCAAAGUGAAAUGGAAUACAAAAUUUUCCAGAUGG